UGUGUGUGAGGAGGAGAGGCCGUCAGUGUGUGUGUUUCGGCCCCAUCUGCGCUCUCGCUCUCCGCGGCCGGGGGGGAAAUGCACUGACGGAGUACCGGAGCCCUGCUGGAUUAUUAUUAUCUUCAUCAUUACCACCAUCAUCAUCAUCACCACCAUCAUUUCUCCACCUGCACUCAAGCGUUGUUCGGCGAUGAUGGAAGAGUCCAGUUCCCAGAAGCUGCCGUGGGAUGGCGAGGCCAAGGCGAUGCAGCAGUGUCUCACUGACAUCUUCACCAGCGUCUACACCACCUGUGACAUCCCGGAGAACGCCAUCUUUGGCCCCUGCGUCCUCAGCCACACGUCUCUGUACGACAGCAUUGCCUUCAUUGCUCUAAAAGCCACAGACAAGAGGACAGCACCUUACAUAUUCAGGGUGGACACCUCAGCUGCCAACAGCUCAUCAGAGGGCCUGAUGUGGCUCAGGCUGGUCCAGUCUGCAAGAGACAGGGACGAGCAGAACCUUGAGGCCUAUGUGAAGAACGGGCAGCUCUUCUACAGGUCGCUCAGGAGAAUUGAGAAAGAUGAAGAGCUGCUGGUGUGGUAUGGAAAAGACCUGAUCGAGCUGCUGUUGCUGAGCUCCAGCAGAAACCAAGCCAAAGGCAAAGGAUCGCCACCCUAUCUGUGUCCGGACUGCAGUCAGCGCUUCCAGUUUGAAUUUCCACUUCUAGCUCACCUGAGGUUCCGCUGUACCAAGAGACUGCAGAGCAUGGCCAGCAUAGAGGACGAGGCUAAGGACACAAGUGAACAGGCCAGCAUGCCACCUUCCAGGUCCAGCCCCAAACUAGGCCGAUCUGAGGGUUUCUCGAGCCAACAGGAUGGUAAACCAUCCACAGACUUCCACAAUCUUGCCAGGGACUUGGAGAAUAACAGGACCAGCCCUCCCAGCGAUAAGGAGGCCGAGAUACGGAGCGAGAGCUCAGGGAAGCGUAAGUUCUCCGAAAUGGAGGACAACAGGGGCAUUGGAUUAGUCCAGCCCCUUUCCAAGUCCAAGGAAGAGCUGGCAAACUCAGCCCAGCAGUAUCGUGGGGCUUACGGCCUGGAGGAGAGCAGGCGGGCUUUCUCACCUCCUAGCUCUGAGGCAACAGAGACCAAGCGAAGUGCAUUCACGGAAGUGAAGAAAUCAUCCCAGAGCUUGAAGCACAGCAGCAAAAAUUCAGACUUCAACUCUGAGAACAAAGCAGAGGCUGGCCGGCCCAGCAGCAACCUAAAUGAGAAGCAUGUUAGCAUCAGGCAGGUGCUGAGCGAGACUCAGCCACCACAGUCCCGGAUCGAGAGCUCGACGGUGGGCAGUGCAUUCACUUCAGUGCCCCAGCAAGAGGGGGCAUCAGAACGCAAGAGCGCCUUUAGCCAGCCAACUCGCUCCUUUUCACACGUCUCGCCACUGGUCAUGGCACCCAAGCUUCUGCCAGCAGUGGACUGCCACCCAGCCGUAGGUGACACAGUUUCUUCCAGCAGGCUUUACCAGGCUGACCACCUGGCUGCCAAGCUGCAGGGCUCUGAACUGGGAAGCAACUGCCCUGUGCCGAGUGGAAUGGCCAAGCAAAGCCCCUUUCUCUACGCCACAGCCUUCUGGCCAAAGACAUCAGGCCCCAUCCAGCUGCAGAUGCCGUCAGCCCUCACACUUCUGCCCCCCUCGUUCACCUCCCUCUGCCUGCCUGCCCAGAACUGGUGUGCCAAGUGCAACGCCUCCUUCCGCAUGACUUCUGACCUGGUCUACCACAUGCGCUCCCAUCACAAAAAGGAGUAUGCUAUGGAGCCCCUAGUCAAGAGGCGGCGUGAAGAGAAGCUCAAGUGCCCUAUCUGCAAUGAGUCUUUUAGGGAGCGACAUCACCUCUCCCGUCACAUGACCUCUCACAACUGACUUGGUUUUUGGGGAUCUUUAUUUGUCAAUGGCUUUUUUGGUGUCCUGUACACACAUGGGAAUAUUGUCAACCUGGAGAAACACUCUUGAUCUCACGUUCGAAAAAGACAUUUCUAAUCGGAUUGUUUCUUUCAAAUGUCAUGUUUUGGUGUAUGCAAAUGAGUUUUGACUUUAAAACCAUAAAAAAAAUCUAUUUAUCAUAUGAAGCACUUAUUAUUAUUUGGGUGGACACUGAGAAAUAACAAUGUGUAAAUGUAAUUUGUAUUUUGUAUAUAUUAAUGUAUAAUGUAUAGAAAUUGAAUUGAAAUGUAGUUCCAUUUCAUGGAGAAGCUAUUCACUGACUUUUCAUGUCUAUAAGCCGAAGGUCAAAUUCUGAACAUAAUUUGAAUAUGAUGUUGAACUAUAUUUAAGAAUGCAUGUAAAUGAUAGUUAUUGGUUUAAGAUGCAGUCUAUCCACAAUGUACAUACUUGUUUUGUUUGAAUACAAAGUGUAAUAUUUUGUGUCCGUGAGGAAUAGAUUCAGUGUUUCUUCCUUUUGCUGAAAUUUACUAUUUGAUAGUUUAUCUAACCAUGUUGAAUGCUUUGACAAUAAAAUAGCUUUAUUUUCA
Astyanax mexicanus (Mexican tetra) is the source of this 2508-nucleotide messenger RNA. It is a transcript of the gene prdm8b, whose product is annotated as PR domain containing 8b. The coding region runs from base 191 to 1900 and encodes 569 amino acids. Gene Ontology annotation, cellular component: nucleus. NCBI's taxonomy places the organism in Eukaryota, Metazoa, Chordata, Actinopteri, Characiformes, Acestrorhamphidae. The record is from RefSeq and is a predicted model, not a curated record. The transcript is spliced from 4 exons. Gene Ontology annotation, biological process: regulation of DNA-templated transcription. Gene Ontology annotation, molecular function: protein binding.